Vitrella brassicaformis is the source of this 2611-nucleotide messenger RNA. Lineage: Eukaryota; Vitrellaceae. The record is from the annotation of a GenBank genome assembly.
AUGAAGGCCUACGCCAAGGGCCCCGGCUGGUACCGCAGCAUGCAGGACGCGCUCACCUGCCUCAGCUGGCGCGACACCUUCCACCGCAUCUCUGAGCGAAGUGGCCAUCCUAAGAUGGAGGACGGAAGGCGGCACUUGCACGACCGCACCAAAGAGGAGGGCUGUGGUGGCUCGGAGACGUCAUCCGGCGUCUGGAAGCCAUCUGCGCGGCGGCACUGCAGUUCCUCCCCUCCGAACGGUGCACACUGGGCGACAUUGAAGGCGCCCUGUCAGCCGCCAUCGAUGACCUCCAAGCCGCCAAGGCCAUCAUCGAGGCCGGCAUUCCGCAAGCGGCGAGCCGAGCCGCCGCGCCCUCGCUGCCAUCCACAGCUGCGUCACCCGACCAGCCCCUCGCCGUGCCACCCUCAUCUGAGGCGGCGUCCCCCCUGGCGCCUUUUGCUCCGUUUCCUCGGCUACCCCAAGUAUCUAGACGGGGCACACGAUGACCGAAUAUGGGAGGGAGAGAGGCCACACAGAACUGGUCUGGGUGCCUGUCUGUCUGCCUUUGGCUUUAAUGUCAGGAUAUUGCUGUCUGCAUUUUAUAUUCGACGGAGACAUAACCUGAUGGAGAGGCGGCAGUUUCUCGCAGGUAGGUGUAGGCAGUGCAGCUCGGCGUGUGCUGCGCCCUACGAGACCCCACUGCACACCUUCUACGCAUACGUAUACCCCGCGAUGGUAGGUCACCCACCCACAGUGCAUCCUUUGGAUGCAUCAAUUGCCUUGCAUUGAUCUGCGCGUGUGUGACCAUAUGUAUGCAGCGGACGGUGGGCGGGCGGGCUGGAUCCGACUCCGGCGCGACGUCGGGCGGGCAGGCAGUCAGUCUGUCGGCCGAACUGCACUCCCGCCCGGUGGCCGUGGCUGGAUAUGCAGUCAGUCUGCUUUUUGAGGCAGAGCGGAUCCGACUUCUUCUACUCCCAGGGUACAGGUGGCGGGCCGCGAGUGCUCGACAUGUGGGCAUUGAAGCGCGACGACACCGUAUCCGGCUACGGCAUACCGAAUGCAUGUCCGUACGACGAGGACAGUGGGGAGAGGGGGGUGAGGGGCAGGGUGCUCUGUGUGAGGGUAAGAGGGGCGAUAAGGCUGGGAGGGAGGGAGGGAGACAAGGGCAUCGCAGACACGCAGAGAGCCCUCGGUGGGUACACACACACACACAACGCGCAUUGACAAGCCUCCCUGUCGGUCCAUCAAUCAUUGACUGACUGCAGGGGUGGAAAGCUUCGGCAUCAUCCUCCCGCAGCGCUACAUCCGUCAGCUCCUGAGGGACGGCCUGUUCCAAAUGGUGAGUGAAACAAACGCACCUGAGGCAAUCGUCAAUGAGCUGCAUCUUUGUUUGUUGCCUUGACUUGUGUGUGGCAUCCCUGCAGAGGGUGUGUGAGAUUUGCGCUUUGCUGCUCCAGCAGAACCUGUCUGCCGGGCCGCUGCAGACGGCACUGGAGAUCCGCACCCGCGCAUCGGAGAGCCGCUCAUCUAAGGAUCAGGAGGACACCGACAGGGAGGACACGGACAAGGAGGAGAUCGACAAGGAGGAGAUCGACCGCAUUGUGCACGAGAAGGCCCACGAGGCGGCACUCGCUGUGAAAGAACUCCUCCUCAGCCGCAGUAGGCACGCCUCUAGCGAGACAGAAUGGGUGGAGGAAUGCGCCCCUUCCAUGUGUGUGUGUAUGUGUGCGUGUGUGCAGCGGCUGAGGCCCGCCGACUGGCAAGCGCCACACCACACCACACACACCGGCAUCCACCGACCGUGUGUCAUGCCACACACUUCUUCCUUUGUCUGUCUGUGUCUGUGUGUGCCAGGCCAAAAUAAAGGACUCGGGACUCAACCUGCAGCAGACGCUCGAACGCCUCGGCGGCGUGGCGCGACGAAUGCACGACAUGCCGCUGGUCCAGGAGAUCCGUAUGAUCAGCCGUGCCCGCGACUUCCUGGAGCGGAUGGCCCAGCACCCCCAAGCCCGACAGGUAAGGGGUCGAUGGGAGAGUGGCCGACGGACAGACACCCAGAUGGCUGAUUGGUGUCUCCCUCUCCCCUUUGUAUGCAGGAGCGUCGGCUGACGAUGCACGCAGACGUUAUCCAGCUCUUCAACAACAUCGGAGUCAGCCAACAGCGCACAGCACACACAUCCAGUCUCCUCUCGGCACGUGUCUCUCUCCUGUGCCGUCAUGCAGAUUGAGAAGACCCCCACGACCCUCGAUGACGUACGAGCCUCCCUGACCUACGCCAACAAAGUACUGGACCACUACAAGAAAGAACAGGUCAGCAGUUGUCGAUUCGCCACACACGCAGGCACACCGAACACAUCACAUGCCUUGCCGCUCUUGCCAUCAGGCCAGGCGGUGCCAGGCGCUCAAGAGGCGCCAGGAGGAUUUGCAGCGACAAAUUUCCGGUCAGUUCAUGUAUGUCUGCAGCUGUACCACACCAUGUCGUUCUCUGUCUUGCCUGCUUCUGACAUGCAGAGGUUGAGCAGGAGCUGCGAUCCCUGUCGUUGGAGGAGCGAGAUGCCCGCAUCGAGCUCCGCAAGUUGGAGUCGAAACUCCCAAAGUGAUCGAACAACCCCCACAUCAUACUAAUACUACA